ACUAUAGAAAGGUGAAGGGUAUGGUGAUUUCAUUUUGGGUUUGGGCUGGGCUAGGUUGUGUUUCUGAUCGAUGAUGGCAAGCACUGUGCAACGUGCGGUGAGCCGCGGUGGUGCCCUACGCGCCACCUUGACCAGGCAGUUUUCCACCGACGCAUUGGUCGAGGCUAAACCAGGCGAGAUCGGAAUGGUUUCUGGAAUUCCUCAAGAACACCUUCAUAGGAGGGUUGUGAUUUACUCUCCUGCUAGAACUGCAUCUCAACAAGGAUCUGGGAAGGUUGGAAGAUGGAAGAUCAACUUCUUAUCAACCCAAAAAUGGGAAAAUCCACUGAUGGGCUGGACAUCCACUGGGGACCCAUAUGCUCAUGUUGGCGAUUCUGCCUUGAGUUUUGAUAGUGCAGAAGCAGCAAAGGCAUUUGCAGAGAAACAUGGUUGGGAGUAUGUGGUCAAGAAGCCCCACACACCAUUGCUGAAGGUUAAAUCAUAUGCAGACAACUUUAAGUGGAAGGGCCUACCCAAAGUUGACGGAGAGUGAUUUGCUGUCUGUAUUCUUGUUCAUGUGUUCUGUCUUCAGGAGUUUCAUGGUGAAGCAGUUUUUUCUGCAUCUUUUCUUGGAAAAAAGAAAGCUUAUAUGUGAACUCCUAAUUAAUAAUAAAUGAGACUAACUUUCCAUUACCUUAAUUUUUCUCUAUGAUGUAGAUAACUGUUCACCUGCAUCUAUUUAUGAUUAAUUGGGACCCUGUUGUCUUCCGCAACUGCUGCUGCCCCUGGGAACGAUAAAAUUGUACUAUGCUUAGAUUACACUUAAUGGCCUGCCUGAAUUUUAUUAUAAAAUGAAUCUAAAGGUGCAUGUUAAAUUUCUGUGA
This is a messenger RNA of Lotus japonicus, 863 nucleotides long. RefSeq names its product NADH dehydrogenase [ubiquinone] iron-sulfur protein 4, mitochondrial. The transcript has 5 exons. The coding region runs from base 71 to 532 and encodes 153 amino acids. Lineage: Eukaryota; Viridiplantae; Streptophyta; Magnoliopsida; Fabales; Fabaceae. The record is from RefSeq and is a predicted model, not a curated record. Gene Ontology annotation, biological process: electron transport chain.